AAAAGUAUUUGUUUUGAGGAAUAAAUAAAAAUGGCAACGAGUGGCUCCGGUGCGGUAUUCUUUUUAGGCACGCGAGCGCAUUAUCAGGUGCUAAACCAGCCCGAGUCGCAAUACGACGCGGAAAACGGCAACACUUCGACGGAGACGAUAUACCAGAACCCAUCAGUCCAGGAGUUGUGGCCGGAGCAGAAGCGGGACGAUAAUGAACGCUGGGGGUAUUGCGAGCAGGAAGUCAGUUUAUCAGAUGAGAGGGAGAAAUCGGACAGUUUGCUGCGCUCGCGACGCAGACAAAGUACGGCAGCACUGUGCGAGGGAGAUGACAUGAAGCCUGCACUACUGAACUCUGUGGGGAACAGUGGCCCAACGAAAUGUCCAAAAGGCCGUGGUACUCUCCUGACCCUGCUGUGGUCGCUGGCUCGACGCAAGCGACGCGGUAUGACCAACGACGAGCUCUACCUACGACAUAUUGACAGCGCACUUACUAACAACUGCACCUAUAGGGAAAGCUGUCGGUGCUUGGAGUGCCAGGUAAGGACAUUUUUUGAUGGAAUGCAGAUUACCUAUGCA
Messenger RNA from Spodoptera litura, 567 nucleotides. RefSeq lists its product as uncharacterized. Lineage: Eukaryota; Metazoa; Arthropoda; Insecta; Lepidoptera; Noctuidae. The record is from RefSeq and is a predicted model, not a curated record.